CUAUAAUUAUAAUUAUGCUCUUUUAAUAAAUAGGGUAGAUAUAAUGGUGCCGAUUCUGGCGGACAAAACUUUAUUCCGAUAGCACUAAAAAUUGAGCCGCCCUUCACUUUGGCAAGUGUAAGACAAAGAAAGAGCUGGUUUUAGAAGUGACAAACUUUAUAUUAAUUAAGUUUGCAUUUUCCAGAAUCGGCACCAAUAUGUAAGUAACUUUGUCCUCCCACAUCAUGCUACAGGAGCGUGUCAAGUAUAUUACUGCUAUUUUAGCCUCUUUAAAAAUCUUUUUACUAGGUACCAGUUAUUUCCAGUAAUCUAAACCGCAAUUGCGGUGCUUUAGAACUUAUCCUUCCAUAUUGUAUUGCGUGGUAGUAGCUUUUCAUCACCACACGCGCACUUUUAAUAAAAAUGAAGACACCCAUGUGGCGCAGCAUCUCGUUCCUAUUGGCUCUAUCUCUGGUGCUAGAGAUUUCUGCACAACGGUAUGACACCAAAUAUAAGUACGACCCGUAUACGAUGGACAACAAUAUACCGAAAAUACGCCUAUUCGACACUCCUGAUGAGGAGUACACCAAACACGUCCACUCUUUGUUCGACGCUUACCGUGGUGACUACAGCGACCGAAUGGUGGUGGAAACGGAGACCGAUACCCUGAUAGGCACCACGUACCGGACGUGGAAGCGCAACGCAGACCUCAUCAACUCGCUGCUCGCGCUGCCCAAGGGAAUGAACGACGCCGGCCGUUGACUCCACAUUGUACAACGUAUAAGUACGGUCACGAGCAUUAAUAUGUAUACACAUUGGUACCAUGUCACAUUAACUUUUUUGACAAAUUGAACUGUAAGUCUCACCAAAAGGUCAAAUAUGUUAGUGCGACAGAGUCCUAAAGUGGGUACAUUAUAUUGCUCAUGACUGUACUCCUAUUUAGCAAAGUAUUUAUCGAUCAUUUAAGUGUUAUUUGUAAUAUUAUUGCGUUUCUCUAUUGUCAUGUUGGUUUUGUAAUUUUGUUAUACUUAUAAUUGAUUAUUUAUUAGAAAAAGUAAAAUUAGAUCUUCAAUUG
Molecule: messenger RNA, 1054 nt
Organism: Pectinophora gossypiella (pink bollworm)
Lineage: Eukaryota; Metazoa; Arthropoda; Insecta; Lepidoptera; Gelechiidae
Gene: PDF
Exons: 3
Coding region: 403-741 (112 amino acids)
Biological process (GO): response to light stimulus
Cellular component (GO): extracellular region
Molecular function (GO): hormone activity
Source: RefSeq, a predicted model, not a curated record